Molecule: messenger RNA, 4086 nt
Organism: Drosophila takahashii
Lineage: Eukaryota; Metazoa; Arthropoda; Insecta; Diptera; Drosophilidae
Product: proteoglycan 4
Source: RefSeq, a predicted model, not a curated record
AGGGAAUAACCCUACCUAAAAUUAAACGAAACUGUGCAACAUUUGUGAUUGAAUUUAAAUACAAAUCGAUUGCAGGGAGUAUUUCCUCCUCAAAUGGAACCUACCUUUUUAUAACAACGGGGGACGAUCAAUUAAGAAAAAGAAGCAAAAACCUGGCAGAAUUGUAACGGUGGAAAAAUGGACACCGUCUAUGGGACAAAGAAGUACUUCCAGAGUUUAUCCGGCGUGAGUGAUAUAUACAGGGCGCAGACAUGUCGGCAAAUGAACGGUGCGGAUUAUACCUACCAGAACACAGUUGGCCGGAGGUCCCAGCUGGGGGCGUACUAUCACAUGAACAAGCAGCCCUCGUACACAAAUGAGCACAGUUUGAACAGUCAGUAUGGCUACAAUACGUGGGGCAUUUGGCGGGAUGGCAGGAACAUUGCACCAUCCACCUUUUCGGCCAAGACGAAUCACACGCAAUACCCCAAGAACCGAUCCUUUAGCAUUAUCCUGACCACGGCGGCGUUUAUUGUCCUGCUGGCCGUUAUUUCCAUUGCAGGAUUGGCCUUCUACUUUAGCUCUAUUAAAACCAAUCUGGAGGAUCCUGUUAUGGGUUUUGAGGGUUCCUUCCGCAUUGCCAAAGGAGAUUUGUUCUCCACGGGUCUGAAAUACAACCAUACGACCACCUACAAGCAAAAGAUUGAUUUCUACAAGAGGUUCGUGGAGCGUUCCAUGAUGGAUAAUGGUUUGCAACCACUAAGGACAGAUGUCUGGGGCUUUGGAGAGGGUCCACUGAUAAAGGUCUCAUUCCGGGUGUUUCUCGAUGUCCGCAAACUGCCACAAAACAUUCUGAGUGUAGAAGAGUACAUCAAGGAAUCCCUGUUCCUGGAAACCUCUGCCACCAAGUCCCUAUAUCGCUCAUUGCGUUUGGACACAGAAUCGGUGGAGAUCAAGCGCAUUAUGGAUGAGCAGGUGGUGCGUUCAGCAGCUAUAUUAAAGGAAGCCCAAACGGUGCCCACUAGUCAAACCCAGUUGGAAAAGCGUCUCAUGAAGAAGGGCAGUACGCCACCUUCACCGGCUGCAGUUUAUCCAAAACCUUUGGGAGGUGGUAAUACCACGCCCAAGCCGAAGAAUCCCCUAGUGCGCAGUCAUUCGGCGGAUGAAGAGCCCGAUAUCGAUGUGGAGAAUGCUCCGGUUAUCCAGGGAUCCUUCGAGGGUUCCUUCGAGAUCACCAAGACGGAUGCGGAUAUUGCCAGGAAGAAGACACCGCCCACUCGGGCCUAUCAAUCGAUUAGUACUAGUAGCAGUAGUAGCACCUUGCCACCCAAGGCCAUUGCGGUUACCCCUUUUUCGCUGAGGGUUAAGCCUAAAAAGCCGGGAAUUGAGAAGCUAACGACGGUGCUGCCACAACAGGUGCCCACUGGAGGUCCAAUGAGCACAACUAGAGCAACAACUAAACCCACCAAGGCAACCACAACGACGACAAAGAGAACCACUACUUCUACUACUAGGAAAACUACCACUACUACUAGUACUCCCAAACCCACAACAACUACGACAACAACGGAGGCACCCACUACUACUAGUAGUACUUCAACAACCACCCAACCUCCACCACCUAGCACCACUAGAGAAACCACUACAACUAGCACCACUACUUUCACCUAUCCAUCUGUAACCACACCUUCACCAAAUCAAGGAGGAUCCCUGCCCAAAUUGGAUGCCAAUCUGUUCACCACCUUUCCCAUUUUGGACACUCAACCCUGGAGACCAAUGCAUCGUGAGGUACCGGAGUUACUGCCUGGACCACCGCCAGCUUUUCCCACAAAGACUCUUCCCGGUGGAACCACGCCCACUGUGAAUCACAUACCACAGAGGAGAAUCGAUGAGUUCGAGCUGCCCUUCAUUGGAGACAAUCCCACUCCACCCACGGCAGCUGUGGCGCCAGUUACCAUAGAUCCCUAUAGUCUGGGGUUCCUCAAUCCGGGAUUAAGGGUACAGGAGACGAAACCCAAUCCCCCACAGCAUCAGCAGGAGCAGGACAUGCUUUUCUACCACAACUUUGGCAGUCCCAUCUUUAUGCCGGGCACUGAGAAUAUCGAACGUUUGGGUGGAGCCCUCGUGGAACCACAUCCGCUGCCCGUUCCCCUCAUUGAUGAUGUUAUCAUACCCCCUUUUAAACCCAUUGAUGCUACGAUGGUAAGUGGGGAGAAGCUGCCCUUUAAUUUGGAUGCCAGCAACGAGAGAUUCGAGCAUUUGGGCGGUGGAGUCAUUGCCAAGAAGCCGCAGGAGAAGCUGGAAAAGAAGGAACCACUGGAUCAGCUAAUAAAGGAAGUGAAUCAAACUAAGGAAGCUCAAGAGAAGAAGGAUGAGAAGAAAGAGCAACUUGAGAUUACCACCAAGCAAGAGAUUAAACAGGAGAAAGUGGAGGUCACCACCUCAACCCCAAAGACCCCAGUUAAUUCUCCACCCAAGCCAACCAAAACUCCAGCUUUACCCUCACUGAAACCAACAGAUAAUUCUGUUCUGGCCGAUACCAUAGGAGAAUUCUUCAUGGAGCUACUUAAUCUGCCCAAGGAGGAUAAUACCACCGCUAGUAAAAAACCCAUAGAAGAUAAGCUGGAAUCCAGGAUAGAGUCAGAGGAAGAAGAAACACUAAAAACACCCACUGUGAGCCACUCGAAACCCAACUUUUUGAAUCUCAAGGAGCUCAUUCUGCAGAGAAACACCGCUUCUUCGAUUCUUUCCAAUGAAACUUUCGAAAAGGAUUCUACCACAACGACUACAACACCAACUACAACUACUUUAGGUACUACAACUACAACGGAAGAGCCCCGAACCACCAAAAGAAAUCGCAUUCGCACCACCAGCGAAAGACCCACCAUGAUGGACGACUCCAAUUUGUUUCCCUCCCACUCCAAAUGGGAGUUUGUGAACAGCUCUUCGGCCCAGGGAUUUGGACACAAUUCGAAUAUGAGGAAGGUCUUCAACCAGACCCUGCAGGCUUGGGUCUCCGAGGACAUAGACAAGUCGGAGAACCUGACCCUCAAUGAUAUCAAGACGAGGAUCAAUAAUGCUAGCAAUAUUCAGGAUAUCUCAUUGAUCUUUGAUACACUGGCCUCCAAGUUGGGCAUCACACCCAGUGUUCCCAACAAGUUUCCGCCCUUUUCGCAGAGCAAACUGAACAAGCAGGAUGUAAAAAGACCCAUUUCUACCUCUACAACAACAGAGGUCCCAUUACUCAUCCCAGAAUCUAUUUUACCUGUGGUGAGGGAGCCCUUCAUCAAGCCUAUGUCCAGUUUUCUAGAGGAUGGGUCCUCUGAAGUCCUAGGAGCUGCGAUUCCCGUGAUUGGCGAGGCGGAAGUGGAGGUGGUAGACCCCCUAAACUACGAAGAUUUGCUCAAGAUCUCGCAGUUUGCUGUUAGCAGCACGGAACCCAGUGUCCACCGACUGGUCACCCUGCUGCCAGUGAGAUCGAACUCUGGGAUACGAACCUAUAGACCUCCAGCCGAGGAUGAGGAGACGCCGAGGAGUGCGACCAAUGCUCCAGUUCCAGUUCCUGCUCCUGCUCCCUCUUCCGGAAAGAUCAGCCUGCGGCGCAAGAGCAACCUCAACCAGAGCCGGAGAUUCGGCCAACAGCCACCCGCUGAGGCGGUGGUCAAGGGCGGCAUCCAGGUGACGGUCAAGAAGUGAUCCACAGAGUCGGCCAAAUAGCUUCACCUUUGAGAUUAGCGGAGAAACGAGUUCUAGCUCUCUAUGAACUCUACGAUUUAGUCUAGACCUAGACCACUCUAUAUAUGUUUAGUUAUAAGUAGGGAAUGUAUCUUUAGUUAGGUCGAUCGUGCAAAUAACGAAAUCUUGUUCGAAAAUUGUUUACACACAUUCGAAAACAAUUUUGGAAUGACACUUCCGGCGACUGCCAGUCCUCAGUAUUUAAGACAAACAUCACAUUCAUUGCCUAAGUAUCGAAUCUUUAGUAUACGAUCUUACAAUUUUCGAAUAUUAUUUUUAUCAGUUCAUUGCGAUUCUUAUGUUAAUGUUAGCUAUGGAUUUAAUGUAAUGUUUAAGCUCGAUCUUUGAAUAAAUGUGAAUAAUUUAUUAUUA